Messenger RNA from Benincasa hispida (wax gourd), 1524 nucleotides. RefSeq names its product NAD(P)-binding Rossmann-fold superfamily protein. Gene Ontology annotation, molecular function: oxidoreductase activity, acting on the CH-OH group of donors, NAD or NADP as acceptor. Lineage: Eukaryota; Viridiplantae; Streptophyta; Magnoliopsida; Cucurbitales; Cucurbitaceae. The record is from RefSeq and is a predicted model, not a curated record.
UAUUCCUUUCAUUUCUCCUCCCUUUCGAGGAUGAAAUCCGAGGGAAGCGAUAUCAAAUCUUCUUAUUCUGAAGUUCAAACAAAAUCUCGUACAAGGAGAAUCCUCUAUGGAUAAACCCAACGGAAAUUUCUCGAUUCUCGAAGUUGAUUCGACAAAUGCAAAAUUCUCAAUGGCUAAACAAUCAUCUCCUUUUUGUUCGCGCUUCCCUUCUCCGAUUACUUUCCACCCAACAGUUUUAGGAUUACAUGGCGACCAACAAAGAGAAAGAACCAGUUUGUGUGACCGGAGCCAAUGGAUUCAUCGGAUCCUGGGUCGUCCGUACGCUUUUGGAGUCUGGCUAUACAACAAUUCAUACCUCCAUCUUCCCCGGCUCCGAUCCUUCCCAUUUGUUCAAUCUCCAGACCUCUACUAACCCUAAUGCUAACCUUAGGGUUUUCGAAGCGAAUGUAAUGGACGACGAGGCGGUGGCCAGGGCAGUCGAAGGCUGCAAGGGAGUAUUCCACAUCGCCUCACCCUGCACAUUGGAGGAUCCGAUUGAUCCGCAGAAAGAAUUGGUGGAGCCGGCGGUGCAAGGCACUGUCAAUGUUCUUAAUGCGGCCAAGAAAUUUGGAGUGAGACGUGUUGUUCUUACUUCUUCUAUUUCGGCUCUUGUCCCUAACCCUGGUUGGCCGUCUGAUAUGCCUGUCGAUGAAUCUUCAUGGACGGACCUGGAGUACUGCAAAUCGCGCAAGAAAUGGUAUCCAGUUUCAAAAACAUUGGCCGAGAAAUCAGCAUGGGAGUUUGUAGAGAAUUAUGGACUGGAUGUUGUUUCCAUCCUACCAGCCACAUGUCUUGGUCCUCUUCUGCAACCUAAUUUGAAUGCAAGUUGUGCUGUAUUGCAGCAGUUGCUCCAGGGAUCCCAGGAUAGUCAGGAAUAUCACUGGCUGGGUGCUGUACAUGUCCAAGACAUUGCAAAAGCACAAGUUUUAUUGUUCGAGUCUCCCACUGCUUCUGGUAGAUAUCUUUGCACCAAUGGUAUCUAUCAAUUUUCCGAUUUUGCGGACAAAGUCUCGAAAAUAUACCCUCAAUUUCCAGUUCACAGAUUUGUGGGAGAAACACAACCCGGGUUGGUUGCUUGCAAAGAUGCAGCCAAGAGGUUAAUUGAUCUGGGACUUCUUUUCACCCCUCUUGAAGUUGCCAUUAAAGAUACGUUUGAGAGUCUUAGAAGCAAAGGCUUUCUGGAUCAGUGAGUAAAACAAUUAGUGGAACUUAUAGUCCUUUUACUAUACCCCUUAUAAUAUAUGAAUGCAAGCUGGUACACAACUUUAUCUAUGUUAUAAAUAAGUAGAUCUAUUGCUUGUAGAAUCGCUAUACUUUGAUUUGUUUGAAUGUUGACCAAGAAUGUGGUAGGAUGCUUUUAUCUUUCUGCUAGUCUUGAUUUUGGAAUUGUCGAAGAAAUUGACACAAAAGGGAGAGACUGAGCUGGAAAGAAUGAAGUUUCUAUUAAGGUAUAAGGAGAGAAGACACUCUCUCUUUGCUCACUCA